Vitis riparia (riverbank grape) is the source of this 1180-nucleotide messenger RNA. Its product is annotated as auxin-responsive protein IAA16-like. Gene Ontology annotation, cellular component: nucleus. Gene Ontology annotation, molecular function: protein binding. The record is from RefSeq and is a predicted model, not a curated record. NCBI's taxonomy places the organism in Eukaryota, Viridiplantae, Streptophyta, Magnoliopsida, Vitales, Vitaceae. Bases 156 to 890 code for a protein of 244 amino acids. Gene Ontology annotation, biological process: regulation of DNA-templated transcription. The transcript has 5 exons.
CACCCCGCUCCCUCUUCCUCUUCCACCAUUAUAUUAUCGUCUUCUUCUUCUUCUUCAAAACUACUUUCUCUCAUUAACUUUCUUUCCAAUUCAAUUUCUGACUGCUGUUCUUUAUACAGAGCUCUGAAAUAUCUGUAGAAAGUGAGGUAAUAUCCAUGGAAGUUGCCCGGAAAAUGGCAACCAUGCACGGCGAGGAGCGGGAAAAGCCCGACCUGAACUUGGAGGCGACGGAGCUCCGGCUGGGGCUGCCGGGAGGGAGUGAAGGAAGUGAGGUGGUGAGGAAGAGAGGGUUUUCGGAAACUGUGGAUUUGAAGCUCAAUCUGUCCGGGAAAGAAGCGGGUGUUGAUGAUAACAAAGUGAAGAGUCUGCAGAAGGAGAAGAGCAAGAGCCUUCUUCCUUGUGGUAAUGAUCCAGCCAGACCUCCGGCCAAGGCACAGGUUGUGGGGUGGCCACCGGUCCGGUCCUUCCGGAAGAACAUGUUGGCCGGGCAGAAGGGCGGCAGCGAGGAGGGGGAGAAGGUGAGCUGCAACGCAGCCUUUGUGAAGGUUAGCAUGGACGGAGCGCCGUAUCUGCGUAAGGUUGACUUGAAGAUAUACACUAGUUAUCAGGAGCUGUCCAAUGCCUUGGGCAACAUGUUCAGCUCCUUCACUAUUGGGAAUUAUGGAUCACAAGGCAUGAAGGAUUUCAUGAAUGAGAGCAAGUUGAUGGAUCUUUUGAAUGGUUUUGAUCAUGUUCCAACAUACGAAGACAAAGAUGGGGAUUGGAUGCUCGUUGGAGAUGUCCCAUGGGAGAUGUUUGUGGAUUCAUGCAAACGUUUGCGCAUAAUGAAAGGAAAAGAGGCGAUAGGGCUCGCACCUAGAGCCAUGGAGAAAUGCAAGAAUAGGAGCUAAGGCAGUGGCCACCACAGCCUGCUCCUUUGAUCUUCAACGACCGAAAGGGCCAAGAUGGAUUGAGCAGGAUGUUUGGGGGUGUUUAAUAUUAUUAAUUGUGGUUUGAUCAUAUAAAACUUGUGAGAUAUUUGAGUAUUAAUUAUGGACAGGACUAAGAAAAAAACCAAAAAAAAAAAAAAAAAAACUAUUUCUAUUUUGUGUUGCAAGACUGGGGUCUCUAUGCCUUUGUUUAAUUAGCAUUAUGGCUUGCUUAAUGACAAUUAUAAUAAUGUCCCAUUUUGUUGAAUCUA